GGAAAAUGUGGGUGUAGUCUGGUGCUUGCUUUCAUGCAUGUGAUAAUCUGCGAGAGCUAAUCGGGCACAUGUCGGGAAAAAUCUUCAUCCCUUGUCAACAAUUCUGCAAGCACAAUGUCGUACGGUCAGACACCAGGCUACGGAGCCCCACCUCCUGGGCAGCAAGGUUACGGAGCCCCACCCCCAGGGCAGCAAGGUUACGGAGCCCCACCCCCAGGGCAGCAAGGCUAUGGAGCCCCACCCCCAGGGCAGCAAGGCUAUGGAGCCCCACCCCCUGGGCAGCAAGGCUAUGGAGCCCCACCCCCUGGGCAGCAAGGCUACGGAGCCCCACCCUCAUCACAGUACAGACCCCAAGCACCAGGCCAGCCUGGGUAUGCACCACCAAGGGGACAACCCGGGUAUGGUGCCCCCGCUGGGUAUGGCGCACCACCGGCAGGGCAACCUGGCUACGGUGCCCCACCACCUGGUCAAGCUGGUUACGGUGCCCCUUCUGGCGGCUACGGCCAGCAAGGUUACGGAGCACCAGCUGGGGGGCCACCCCCUGGUGUUGACCCGACGGUCUACCAGUGGUUCUUAGCUGUUGACCAGGACAGGACAGGCAGCAUCACUGCCAUGGAACUCCAACAGGCACUGACCAACAACAACUGGUCCCACUUUAACGCCGAGACAUGCAGAUUAAUGAUAGGGAUGUUUGACAGAGAUAACAACGGUACAAUCAACCUGCAAGAGUUUAGUUCCCUCUGGAUGUAUAUCCAGCAAUGGAGAGGAGUCUUCGAGCGCUACGACCGUGACAGAUCGGGCAACAUUGAUGCGCAGGAAUUGAUGACAGCAUUGAACGAGAUGGGCUUCCGUGUCAGCUUGAACUUCUGCCAGGCAACCAUCAUCAAGUAUGAUCGGCUAUCGCGGCGCUCAGUCAAAUUUGAUGACUUCAUCCAGAUCUGUGUUUUACUGCGCUCACUGACAGACGCCUUCAAGCAACGGGACACAAAUCUCAACGGCAAAAUUCAAAUCAACUAUGAAGACUUCAUGAGCCUUGCAAUGUCUUACAAACCAUAAUCACUGCUCAUUAUUCACAAUUCGUAAUAGGCCAUGACAGAUAAUUAACUAUUCAGAUGUUCAAUCAAUUAUUGAAUAUUCAAAUAUAUAUUUUUGAAAUUGAAUAUUUGGAAGUGGAAGUUAGUUAAAUACAAAAGGGAAAAAUGUAGUUGUCUGGCUACUAACAUGCAUUAAAAGCAUAUUUGUUACACGUAAACUUAAAGGCAGCUGAUUGCAUAUGCCCCACAUUUAUAUUAGGCUAAAAAAUAAUUCCUUCGGUUUUGUCUUUUUUUUAGUUUUAUGUAUGUAUAAAUCAUGGUUUUGUUUUCAGUUUUUAUGGGGAAUCAAACAAUUAAUCAGUUGAAUGGAUUCUUGAAUAUUCAAACAUUCAGUUUACUGGUAUUUGAAUUAUAUCAGCCUUAAGACAGAAAGCUGCAGCCAAUACCUUGCACCUACAUAUUGUUUCAAACAAAAUUGCAGAUAAAAAUCCAAAUAGGAUUUUACUCGGUUGCCUGUCCGUCACAAGAGGGCGCUCCCAGUAAUAAUAUGUGGCCCUGUACCUUGUUUUCAUAAGAUCAUCCAUUGAAUAAAUUUUUCUUAACUUUCACCAGAGUUUGCACAAAAACUGUAAUGCUUUUGAAUUUGCAAGGGUCCAAAACAGCACUGGCAAUGGCCUACAUAUCUCUGCCUUUGUCAGAUGUGACGGGUUGCUCACUGAGCCUUUUUAGGGACAAAAAUGACUAAUCCACGUGUGGCUAGGUACCACAAAAUGAGUCUUACGGACACUGUUCAAUGUUUUCUUCACACAUGUAGCGUGCAUUGGCUAGAGCACAUUGACAUCAGUGUUUUGUGUCCCAUGCUGUAGAGGGACUCACCCUGGGUGAAAUUGUAAGCACUUUCUAUUGAUUUCUGUUGUGCGAUACGAGUUAAAGGCCUGUAUAUUAAUAUGCUGCUCAGGCCACUUUCUAAAGAGGACUGUAAGAUUUAUUUUGCUGGGUGCCAUUGGUGUGAAUUCCAAGAUUGUAGAAGUCUCUGCCACGGUGCCGUAUUGAAUUUCAUUUUGUGGUGAGUAAGAAAGUUUGUAUACACUAGUAGCUUAAAAGUUUGUUUAUUCAAAGUUAAUCAAAUGUGUUGUCCUGGAAAACUGAUUGUGACUUUCAGUAACGUCUGAAGGUUCUGGCCUUGACUUAAAGUUAAUGAGUCAUCAAUAAUUAUGUAAAUACAUGUAGAGGUAACCCUGAAGUAGGCUAAACAUUUUUAUGAAAAUAUUCUCAGUCGUCGUAGGAAGGUUUUUGCUCUCGUAUUUAUCACUUUAACGUUUUCGUGUGCAGUCAAAAUCAAUGAAAUCAUGCUUCAAAGUCACGUCAGUAAUUUGUGAAAUACUUGGUGUGUUUCUAAAUGUAUUUUCAAAUGACAUUUUUAAUUUCAAUUUCAGAUGUUGUGCGGUGUUCUUGAGUUUUGUAAUUUCUUUAUAUAAAAAGAAUAGACUUAGAUAAAUUUUAUUUUGUGAUAAUGCACUCAUCCAAACUCACUCGUAGUUCUUAUGGUGUGGGGACUGCGUAGACGUGUAGCCUAGUUGUUAACGAGUAGGACCGAAAAUGCUGUUAGGACUCCUGGAAGCCCUUAUCAGAGAAAUCUUCACUCCCCGGCACCGAUCUUGGCAUACAAGGACACUGCCGUAUAUUUUGUCAUAGUAUAGUACAUAAAUAAACAAAAUGUAACUAAAUUGCAUGGAUCACGUGCCAAAUUUACCACAAAAUGAUUGGAAACUAUGUUUCCAGGAUCUGAGACCACAUUUUCACCAGUUAUUGAAGACGUUUUGUGGUAACGGCUAUGGUUUAGUGUACAGAGCCUCAAUCCCAUGACACUCGGUCCACACGAAACCCGACACACUUCUCUUCGCCAUGAAAGGGGGCCACCAGGAAUGUCUGUUGAAUUGCUGGAUUUGUCUAAAUACAGCCGCAAUUAAUUCAUGCGCUUUUAACCUUUGCUAACAGCAUUGCAAUUGAGUGAGUCCUAUGGGCGGCUGGAAUUUGCAGAAAUAUCACCUUUUGGUUGGUUUUUUAAUUUACCUCAAAUUUGUUCUAAUUUGUCCCAUUAAUUUGAAUAGGGUUACAUUUUUCAUUUAGUAUUUAGAAGUACAUGUAUCAGUAUCCUGGGAUCUGAUAGCUGCUUGGGAGUUUUUACAUUUUGUCUUAUUCUUUUACUAUUGCACCGACAACAAAUUAUAGUUUCCUGCGUCCACUUGCAGGAAAAACACGACAUUGACGUCAAAAGAGCUGACCGUGUUGAAACCAGUUCUUUGCAAAUCCAUCUUUGAAAAUAUACAUGCGUCGCCGACUACCCUACUCUUAACGGUGUGCUGCAAUAUAUCUAUUGUGAGUUCAGAUUGUAGUAAUUUUUUUUUUUUACGACAUCAAUGUUAUGAAUCCACGCAUAUUUAAAAACAAAAAAACAGGGUGCUUUUGGUUAAGAGUUCAAGCGUUUAUUCACUCACAAAGGAAGAUAAUUUUCAAGGAAAUGAUUGUUUAUUAUUAAUCAAAGAGGAAAGCAUACAUGACAGUAAGUGUCACCACUCCUAGAUCCUUCAGAGUCGACAAAAAAGGACUUGGUUAACUGGUCAGAAUUGAGGAAGAGACCAGCUACUUGUAGUGCUUUGCAAUACAUUGGUCUUGGCCUCCAUUGAAAGUUGAAGCGCGAAGAAUAUACCUUUGGUUUCCUGCAGAGUGGAGGAUUUUGAAAGAUUCAGGGAACCAUCUCAUGAUUUAAAUAAUCUGCAUACAUUAACCGUGUACAAAUUUAGUAUGUUGUCUGUAGCAAUGCAUACCGAAAUAUAUAUAAUUUGUCAAAAGAUUUUGCAAUAUUUCGAUUUGAAAUCAUCCCCCUUCUUGCACUGUAUUAUAUGUAUAUGUGAUAUCAUGUAUAUGUAGCGGCGAAAAUGGCCCACGUAGUUAAAGAAUUUGCUUCCCGUGAUCAGGUCGCGAUUUAUCAUAAAAGAAAAACCGGGACAAUAGAAAGUGAAUCAGAGAAACCAAGCAUUGACUUCUCAACAACAACAAAAUUAUUUAGACUGUCUCUUAAGUGCACAAAUUGAUGCACAGAUAUUUUGCCAAUUUUUGGCAGCCUCUCGACCAAUCAGAGGGCUGGAUUUAGCCCCACGUGUUCCUCAUUAACGUAAAAUGAGGAACGGAAAUAUUCCAUUAGUGUAGGGAAGUGUUUGACGGUUUUGUGAGGGGCUCAUGUAAAUUCGAAAUAAAGAAACGUAUCAUUAUAAAUAUGGUUUUGGAUUUGAUGUGCGUUUUCGUGUGUAUUCACGAAGUAUGUGAAAUAAAAAAUAAUUGUUUUCUCAGAAUU
Acanthaster planci (crown-of-thorns starfish) is the source of this 4389-nucleotide messenger RNA. RefSeq names its product programmed cell death protein 6-like. NCBI's taxonomy places the organism in Eukaryota, Metazoa, Echinodermata, Asteroidea, Valvatida, Acanthasteridae. Gene Ontology annotation, molecular function: calcium ion binding. The record is from RefSeq and is a predicted model, not a curated record.